AUGGCAGACCGCUACUGGGGCAAGUCCCUUCCUUUCGACACCCUGACGGCCGAGACUCUACAGUAUCUCGACCUGCCGCAGGCCAUGAUGGACAUUACAUACUUUGCCAAAAAUGUAUCCUUUGACCUGGGCGGCAACCUCGGCAACAACGAUAACUCUGACAACGCCCCUUGGGUCCUGGUCGGCGGUUCGUACCCCGGCGCGCUGACGGCCUGGAUCCAGCAGAAGGCACCGGGCGUCUUCUUCGCGCACCACGCCAGCUCAGCCGUCGUCGAGACGAUUACGGACUUCUACACCUACUUUGCGCCCGUCAACGAGGCUCUGCCCGCCAACUGCUCUGCCGAUGUCCGCGCCAUCGUGCAGUACGUCGACCACGUCUUGACCUACGGCUCCGACGCCGACAUCCUCGAGCUCAAGAACGGAUUCGGUCUCGGCAUGCUCGACCACCACGACGACUUCGCCGUCCAGGUCUCGACCCCGCUACGCCAAUGGCAGGAGGACGAGUCGUAUGUUCAGGGGUUUUGCGACUACAUCGAGACCUCUGGCGAGACCCACAUUGUCCUUUCCAACCCGAAUGGCGUCGGCCUCGCUACGGCCCUGCCUCUGUACGCGUCCUUUAUCAACCAGACCCGUGGCACUGUCUGCGCCGAAAACGGCGGCACCGCCUGCAACACGUACGUGAAUGCAGAGGAGUUCAACGACCCGUCCGACUUUACCGACAACCGCCAGUGGAACUGGCUGCUGUGCCACAACCCCUUUGGCUGGUGGCAGGUCGGCCCGCCGAAGUCGGACGGCACCAACAUCGUCUCGCAGUACGCCGACGUCAACUUCUUUGCCCGCCAGUGCCCGCUCCUCUUCCCCACCACCAACGGCUACUCCUCGGGCUGGGCCGACGGCUACACGCCGGAGCACCUCGACCUCUACACCGGCGGCUGGGACGCGCCCUUCAACAAGGUCCUGUUUGUCAACGGCGAGGUCGACCCGUGGCGCUCGGCCACCGUCUCAUCCGACUUCCACCCCGGCGGCCGUCUUCAGGGCACGUCGGACGCGCCCAUCUGGGUUGUCCCUGCCGGCAACCACUGCCCGGAGAUGCUGCUCGAGUACUACGAGGGUGCGCCGGACCUGUACAAGGAGAUCUUUGCCACCAUGAAGGCCUGGCUGGCCGAGUGGAAGUAG
Sporothrix brasiliensis 5110 is the source of this 1176-nucleotide messenger RNA. RefSeq names its product serine-type peptidase. The coding region runs from base 1 to 1176 and encodes 391 amino acids. The record is from RefSeq and is a predicted model, not a curated record. Lineage: Eukaryota; Fungi; Ascomycota; Sordariomycetes; Ophiostomatales; Ophiostomataceae. Gene Ontology annotation, molecular function: dipeptidyl-peptidase activity; serine-type exopeptidase activity. The transcript has a single exon. Gene Ontology annotation, biological process: proteolysis.